Messenger RNA from Hyphopichia burtonii NRRL Y-1933, 657 nucleotides. RefSeq lists its product as uncharacterized. Bases 1 to 657 code for a protein of 218 amino acids. NCBI's taxonomy places the organism in Eukaryota, Fungi, Ascomycota, Pichiomycetes, Serinales, Debaryomycetaceae. The transcript has a single exon. The record is from RefSeq and is a predicted model, not a curated record. Gene Ontology annotation, cellular component: mitochondrial inner membrane. Gene Ontology annotation, biological process: mitochondrial respiratory chain complex IV assembly.
AUGAAAUUAGUUACUAAAGAAGAAAGAGAGGCUCAUUUCAAUCACAUUCUUACUGAGGCCGGUAAAGGGUUGUUCUACGGGGCAGUUUUAUCCACUGGGAUUUUCUUCUACUUGAAGAAAAGACAUACUGCCAGAUUCAAUACCUUCAACACCAGUAUCAAAACAUGUAUUUUCUGUAUUCCAACCAUCGGGAUGGGUGCUUUAUGGGCAGAUAAUGGUUCUGUUGAGUUCGAUAAGUUGAUGUACUCUUCCGACUACAGUCAAUCCAAAGUCAUGGAAGAACAUCGUGAAUGGGCUGCAAUGUCUACUUCUGACCGUAUUAUCACCGGGUUGAAUUCCCAUAAGUAUAAGAUCAUCUUGGGUGCUUGGGCCGGUUCCUUAUACGGAUCCUGGGUCUUGGUUAACAGAGAUAAAAUCAUGACCACUGCCCAAAAAGCAGUCCAAGCAAGAAUGUACGCUCAAGCCAUUUCUAUUAUCUUGUUAUUAGGUACUAUUGUUUUGGCCAUGAAAGAAGAAGAAAUCAACAAAAGUAAACCACCUCCAAUUCCCGAAUGGAGAAAAGUCUUAAUGCAAAAGGAAGCUGAAGAAAAAGAACUCCUUGAAGAAAUCAAAAGAGCAAAAGCAAAAGCCGAAACCAUCGACAAUAAGUCAAAUUAA